AUGUCGAACCCGAACGCGCUGUAUCUCCUUGCCGACCACAUCAAGCUAUCACUUCUGGAGCGCCAGCGAUCCAAAGCGCUGAACCUUUUGCAAGCCGAUGCAGACGAUGCUGCCGCCACGGGCGACUCGUCAGCCGGCGCAUCCGAGCGCGACGCCCAGGACGGCCACAUUGCGCGGUCACUCGACCAGCUCGAGGAGGGCAUCGCCAGCCUGAAGACCGAACAGGCCCGAUUGGAGAGUCAAGGAGAGGAAGGGAAAGCACUCAAUAUCGGCGAUGCACUGCCCGGCCUCCAGAAGAAACUCACUGAGCUGACGGCCCAGUUCAACGGCACCGCACCCGUCUCGGCGGCCGGCACGUCGUCCUCGAUCAAACCGAAACGCGGCGGCGGCGCCUCCUCCGGAAACACCAACAAGGCCGUCCGCUUCAAGGACAAGCCGCUUCCACCACCUGGCACCGACGGCGACGAUGUCGACCUCGAAGCCCAGCGCAACAGCCUGUUCAACCGGCCCUACACAGACGACCCGGAUGUCGAUGGCAGCCUAGGCGGCGGCUCCCCGUCACUGGAGGGCCGGUACGACGACCAGGACAAUGUGCAGCUGCACCAGAUGCACUCGAGCAUCAUUGCCGACCAGGACGCGCAGCUGGACGCGCUGGGCGUGAGCAUUGGGCGGCAGCGGGAGCUGAGCAUGAUGAUUGGCGACGAGCUGGACAGCCACGUGGCGAUGCUGGAGGAGGGCGAGCGGUUGACGGACCAGCACCAGACGCGGAUUGACCGGGCACGGCGGCAGGUCGGCAAGAUUGCGCGGUCAGCUGGCGAUUGCAAGCAGAUGGUGGCGAUUGUGGUGCUGAUCAUCAUCCUGAUCCUGCUGAUUGCCAUUCUAAAGUGA
Messenger RNA from Sporothrix brasiliensis 5110, 888 nucleotides. Its product is annotated as syntaxin 8. The transcript has 2 exons. The record is from RefSeq and is a predicted model, not a curated record. The coding region runs from base 1 to 888 and encodes 295 amino acids. NCBI's taxonomy places the organism in Eukaryota, Fungi, Ascomycota, Sordariomycetes, Ophiostomatales, Ophiostomataceae.